AUGAACAUUUCCUCCACUAUUUUUUUCUAUUUCGCCAUUCUUGUCGCCGGAAUCUUUGGCGUAGAAUACGGAGAAAUUGAGUAUCACCGAAUCGAAAAGCGGCAAUUCAAUUUUGGCCAAUGGGGCAGAAAUAUGGGACAGCGAGGCGAGAACUAUGGAAGAGAUUGGGGACGACAAUGGUGA
Molecule: messenger RNA, 183 nt
Organism: Caenorhabditis briggsae
Lineage: Eukaryota; Metazoa; Nematoda; Chromadorea; Rhabditida; Rhabditidae
Exons: 2
Coding region: 1-183 (60 amino acids)
Source: RefSeq, a predicted model, not a curated record